Messenger RNA from Cyphellophora europaea CBS 101466, 1356 nucleotides. RefSeq lists its product as uncharacterized. Lineage: Eukaryota; Fungi; Ascomycota; Eurotiomycetes; Chaetothyriales; Cyphellophoraceae. Gene Ontology annotation, biological process: positive regulation of translational elongation; positive regulation of translational termination. The transcript has 3 exons. The record is from RefSeq and is a predicted model, not a curated record. Gene Ontology annotation, molecular function: ribosome binding; translation elongation factor activity; RNA binding. The coding region runs from base 1 to 1356 and encodes 451 amino acids.
AUGUGUUUGCCAAGGCUGCGUCAACGUGUCGCUCGACGACCCAGGCUAAAAACCGAAGCCCAAGCUCCUCCUGACCACUCCUUUCUCUCUCUCACUCACAUUCCACACUCUGCUCAACAGUCAGCCGACAAUCUGGACUUUGACGCUCGAGUCCCCAUUCCGAUUAGUGUCUUCCCGUCGACGUACCGGAGUGACGCUACUUCCGAAGACUCUACCACGACCAAGGUAGAAGGGGAAGUUCAAGUUCAGGGUCGCCCCUCGCGCGGACGGGAAGAUACUCGGAUCUCCAAGGAGCAGCUCGAUAUCAACAUCAAGGACGACCGCCGCAAGGAUCGCGACGACGUUCAUAUCUACGAGAAGACUGACCGCAUCAUCCGUGACGAUCGGUACCCCGAGGUAGAGCUCACCAGAGAGAAAUACAGAGCACCUGAUCAGUACUACAAGGACGCCAAGGUUGACAUCGAAGUCGACCGCAAAGACUCCCGCGAACACUACGACGUCGAGUACGACCGACGUCAGACCUACGACCGCGAAGCUCGUAAUCAGUUAGACGAGACCGAGCGAGACUACCGCCGCCGCACCAACACCUACGACGUCGAGUACGAGCGCCGCCGCCCUACUACAGACGUCCGCGUCGAAGAGAGCAUCAAGCUCGACAAGCACAAGCGUGAUAUGGGCUAUUACGACGACGAGGGUCACUACCACAGCUUCCGCCGUGGUCUCGAACGUGCCGCUGACCGCCUAGUCCACCCAUUCUCUCAUCGUCACCACCACCAUCACCACCACGCCACCGAGGUCUCUGACGACCGCCGUCCCGAAGCCGUUGAGGAGGUUGCCGGUCCAAGCCGCGUUAGAGACGGAGCUCGUGAUCAAGUCCGCUUUGUUGAGCCCCGCCGCGCCAUGUCUCGCUUCGACACAGUAACCAUCCCCUGCCACUUUAUCCGCGUCGGCGACCUUGUGAUUCUGCAGGGCCGUCCUUGCGAGGUCAUCCGUAUCAGCUUGUCUUCCCAGACUGGUCAGUACCGCUACCUCGGCGUGGACCUCUUCACCAAGAAGCUGCAAGAGGAGUCGAGCUUCAACACCAACCCCGAGCCAUCUGUCUAUGUGCAGAGCAUGCUCGGCCCCGUCUUCAAGCAAUACCGCAUCCUUGACAUCCGUGACGACGGCCUCCUCGUCUGCAUGACCGAGACCGGCGACAUCAAGCAAGGCCUCUCCGUCAUCGACAACAACGGCCUCUUCAGCAAAAUCGAGGGCUCCUUUAACGAUGGUCGUGGCUCCGUCCGUGCCCUUGUCAUCAACGACGGCGGUCGUGAGCUGGUCGUUGACUACAAGGUCAUCCACGGCUCUCGCCUGUAA